AUGCCUCCCUCAUCGAUACAAAGAAUGUCUAAUAGGCCAAGAGAUGCAUACGAAGCUGGUCAAUCACCAUUAGAAUUACUUCCACCUGAGCUCCUUCAAAAGAUACUUGGGAAUCUGGAAUUGAAAUAUAAUCACAAAGAUGGAGGUUCAAGCAAUGAUUCGAGUGACAUCAACUACCCACCACCUCUGGAGAGGCCUACUUUAUUCUCAUGUCUUCGUGUAUCACAGGCAAUUUAUAUGAAUGCACUUUUUAUUACGUAUCGAAGUGUUACAGUUACUCACAUGUCCGCAUUCAACCAUAUUCUUGCUCAGCUUACCGAGAAUCCCAUCUUGGGAAGAACCAUUCGAAGUCUUGAUUUCUCCGAGUUGAAAACCGCACGUCCAAUGAGAGAGUUUUCCAAUCAUCUUCAUGGAAUGGUUUGCCUCGCUCCGCAUCUUCGAGAAUUUCGAAUCCCGAAAGAUACCAACCUCAACGGUUUCUUGAGCGAGCCCUUACUUCGACUACUUUUUGUUGGGUUGCCACAUUUGAAGACGUUAGAUUUGGGCAAUUGCACAUCAUCAACACUAGAUUGCAUACCUACCAUACUUGAAAGCACGCCAGAGGUAACCUCACUUCCGAUCAAAUCAUUAUCCUUGGAGAAUUGCACAUCUCUUCCAGCUUCAUCCUUUGACUCGCUGUUUUCACGACUUGGCUCUAUCCAAUCGAUGACGUUAUCACAUACUCAUAUUACGACAGAAGCUUUACAACUUCUCCCUCCCACGGCAAAAGUGUCACAUCUGGCAAUCAAUCAUUGUCCACGUCUUGAUGAUACCUCUCUCGUCGACUUCAUAACUUCGCAUCCGGCAGUGAAGAACACGUUGGAAUAUCUUGAUGCCUCCGCUGACCUUACGGUUGGUGAAGAGAUCAAUGAGAAAGAGACAGAGCGCAUCUUGAAACAUGCACCAAAGACACUCAAGACUCUUAAGCUAAGAGGAUGGAAGAUGGACUCAACAUGUGUCGCUCAACUGAAGGGUCUGAAUCAAACAGUACAAGAGCUAAGCAUAGGAACUGGCCUUCGCAUGCGCGAUCUCGAAUCCAUGUUCCUCAACGCCGAAGACAAUGACUCCCGAAGUGAUGAAGAAGCAAUCGAUUCAUCAGAAAUCGACUCAAAAUAUACCACCGUUCUCGAGCCCAUGGAACGUGCCAUUGCCAUUUGUAAAUUACGACGAAGGAUUUCCAUCACGCCGUUACCUACCUUUACCGAUGUCAAACACAGCUUAAGAUAUCUUGACAUUAGGGGAAUGACAUUGGCAGAACAGAUUAAGAUUCGAUCUUCAAUCUUGUUGGGUAAACAGUCAGUGGCUUUGGAUGUGAUUGCUGUGAAUGAUAGGUUGAUGGAUAGAGAAGGGACGCUCAAGGAAAUAUGCGCGAGUGUGGGAUGGACUGUCAAGCGAGAUGGUAGAAGAUGUCUCUUGAUAAGACGAAAAGUUUGA
This is a messenger RNA of Sclerotinia borealis F-4128, 1473 nucleotides long. The record is from the annotation of a GenBank genome assembly. NCBI's taxonomy places the organism in Eukaryota, Fungi, Ascomycota, Leotiomycetes, Helotiales, Sclerotiniaceae.